Pipistrellus nathusii (Nathusius's pipistrelle) is the source of this 1452-nucleotide messenger RNA. The record is from the annotation of a GenBank genome assembly. Lineage: Eukaryota; Metazoa; Chordata; Mammalia; Chiroptera; Vespertilionidae.
AUGCUGCUGUGGGCCCCGCAGGCGCUGCUUGCCCUGCUCCUGCCCGUGCUCCUGCCUCAGGGAGAAGCCAGGCGCAGGGGCGGCCUCCAGGCCCACAACACCUCCAGGCCCGCGCUGUGGCGGCUGUCGGAUCACCUGCUGACCAACUACAAGAAGGGCGUGCGGCCCGUGCGGGACUGGAGGAGGCCAACCACCGUCUCCAUCGACGUCAUAGUCUAUGCCAUCCUCAGCGUGGACGAGAAGAACCAAGUCCUGACCACCUACAUCUGGUACCGGCAGUACUGGACUGACGAGUUUCUCCAGUGGAACCCCGAGGACUUCGACAACAUCACCAAGCUGUCCAUCCCCACGGACAGCAUCUGGGUCCCGGACAUUCUCAUUAACGAGUUCGUGGACGUGGGGAAGUCUCCAGAUAUCCCGUACGUGUACGUCCAGCAUCAUGGCGAGGUCCAGAACUACAAGCCCCUCCAGGUGGUGACUGCCUGCAGCCUGGACAUCUACAACUUCCCCUUCGAUGUGCAGAACUGCUCACUGACCUUCACCAGCUGGCUGCACACCAUCCAGGACAUCAACAUCUCCCUUUGGCGCCUGCCAGAGAAGGUGAAGUUCGACAAGAGCGUCUUCAUGAACCAGGGCGAGUGGGAGCUGCUGGGCGUGCUGCCUCAGUUCCGGGAGUUCAGCAUGGAAAGCAGCAGCUGCUAUGCAGAGAUGAAGUUCUACGUGGUCAUCCGCCGGCGGCCCCUGUUCUAUGCGGUCAACCUGCUGCUGCCCAGUAUCUUCCUCAUGGUCAUGGACAUUGUGGGCUUCUACCUGCCCCCAGAGAGUGGGGAGAGGGUCUCCUUCAAGAUCACACUCCUCCUGGGCUACUCUGUCUUCCUGAUCAUUGUGUCCGAUACGCUGCCAGCCACCGCCAUCGGCACGCCCCUCAUUGGUGUGUACUUUGUCGUGUGCAUGGCUCUGCUGGUGAUCAGCUUGGCUGAGACCAUCCUCAUCGUGCGGCUGGUGCACAAGCAGGACCUGCAGCAGCCCGUGCCCGCCUGGCUGCGGCGCCUGGUUCUCGAGAGAAUCUCCCUGCUGCUCUGCCUGGGGGAGCAGCCAACUUCCCACCGGUGCCCAGCUGCCUCCCAAACCAGCAAGACUGAUGACUGCCCAGAUGUGGGGAACCACUGCGGCCAUUUGGGAGGACCCAGGGGCCUGGACAAGAUCCUGAGGGGCAAAGACAGCCCGCCCCCGCCGCCGCGGGAGGCCUCCCUGGCUGUGCGUGGGCUGCUGCAGGAGCUGGCCUCCAUCCGGCACUUCCUGGAGAAGCGGGAGGAGAGCCGCGAGGUGGCCCGGGACUGGCUGCGUGUGGGCUCCGUGCUGGACAGGCUGCUGUUCCGCAUCUACCUGCUGGCGGUGCUGGCCUACAGCGUCACCCUGGUCACGCUCUGGUCCAUCUGGCAGUAUUCCUGA